Penicillium oxalicum is the source of this 786-nucleotide messenger RNA. RefSeq names its product sterol desaturase family protein. The transcript has a single exon. Gene Ontology annotation, molecular function: iron ion binding; C-4 methylsterol oxidase activity. The record is from RefSeq and is a predicted model, not a curated record. Gene Ontology annotation, biological process: ergosterol biosynthetic process. Bases 1 to 786 code for a protein of 261 amino acids. NCBI's taxonomy places the organism in Eukaryota, Fungi, Ascomycota, Eurotiomycetes, Eurotiales, Aspergillaceae.
AUGGAGGUCUUCAAAGAGUACGGCAGACCGCUUGUCGUCCAGUCGACGGCCCUCUGGGCAGAGACGGUGGCGACAUACUCCGCGCAGCGGGUCGAGUUUUUGGGCACAUUGUUGAUUCAAAUCCUCUUCUUCUGGGUCCCGUCACUGAUCUACCUAUCUCUGGACAUUUUUGUGCCACGAUUCAGCCAGAAACAUAAAAUCCAACCUGCUCCUAAACAGCCAACCCGCAGCGACAUCGUGCGCUGUUUCAUCGUCGUAACCCAGAACCAACUUCUCUCGUCGACUCUACACCUGGGUCUCAUCUACCUGAGUAAGAGAGCUGGGUCCGAAACCUCCUACCGAGUUACAGCAACACUACCAUCCACCUUUGAAUUCGUCCGUGAUUUCGCCAUCAGUCUUGUCCUUCGCGAGGCUCUCUUCUAUUACAGCCACAGGCUGCUGCACAUUCCAUUCUUGUACCGAAGAAUCCACAAAAAACAUCACAAAUUCACUGCUCCCAUCGCACUCGCCGCUCAAUUCGCGCAUCCUCUUGAGCAAAUUUUUGCAAAUGCGCUCCCGAUCUCGCUUCCGCCGCAGCUGUUACAUAGUCACAUCUUGACCUUUUGGGCAUAUUUAGCCUGGGAGCUCUUUAAUACCGCCACCGUUCAUAGUGGAUAUGAUUUCUUCCACAAUAAAGCCAAGAUGCAUGAUUUGCAUCAUGAAAAGUUCAAUCUGAACUUUGGCUCCAUCGGGCUCUUUGACUGGCUUCAUGGAACUGAUCAACUCGCCAAGAUUCAUCGUGAGUAA